AUGGCGUCCUCCACCUCACCGCAAGACGUCACCAUGUCACAAUCCACACCACAUCCGCCCGUAGAUGACGAACCCAAGUACGGCGGCUUUUCCCGCUUUGAGAUUGAACUCGAGUUCGUCCAAUCCCUCGCGAACCCGCAUUACCUCAACCACCUCGCAUCGCAGAAACUGCUUGCAGAGCCUGCCUUCGUCGCUUACCUGUCGUAUCUGCGCUACUGGACCAAGCCGCCAUACUCAAAGUACCUGACGUACCCCGGGCCAACGCUCAAGCACCUCGAGCUGCUGCAGCAGGAGCGCUUCAGGCAGGAUAUCAUCAGUCCAGACUUAGUGUUUGCGCUGGUUGCAGAGGAUAUCAAGGCUAGUUUGGAGUGGCAUAAGGAUUCGUGA
Molecule: messenger RNA, 387 nt
Organism: Pseudomassariella vexata
Lineage: Eukaryota; Fungi; Ascomycota; Sordariomycetes; Amphisphaeriales; Pseudomassariaceae
Product: SOH1-domain-containing protein
Exons: 2
Coding region: 1-387 (128 amino acids)
Biological process (GO): regulation of transcription by RNA polymerase II
Cellular component (GO): core mediator complex; mediator complex
Molecular function (GO): transcription coregulator activity
Source: RefSeq, a predicted model, not a curated record